AUGUACUUGGUUUAUGGCGUAAAUUUUUUGUUUCUUUUCAACUUUCCGCCAAAAAGCAAAAGGCGGCAAAACGAAUUCUUCCCCUCUUUUAUUUUUCACUUUGGUUCUAGGUUUUCCCUCUCUACACAGUUAGAACUGAAUUUGGUAGAUUUUAAUCAUCCUGAGGCCAUCAGAGAUAUCUACAAAGUAGAUAUACCUAUUUUCUACUCCAAGUGUCUCCAAUUAGUACAAGAUUCAAGACUUGAGCUUCAAUUUCUCGUGGAAAAGGACAUGUCGUUGAGUUCUCCCAGUUUCCAGAAUUCCCUAUCACAGGGUAGUAGGUACCGGAGGAGGUGGACCUUAGUAUGGAUCAGUUUAUUGACUUGUGCAUUCUAUGUGGAUGUGAUCACUGUGAUGGCAUCCGAGGGGAAUGGAGAGAGGGUUAGGCCAACAACUGAUGCCAAUUCUAGAGUCUGUCUUGAGUGUUGGAUUGGUGGAGGCAUGGAUGCAUGUGGUAUAUGGUGCAUGUUAAAUUGGACAUAACAUAGCUUAAUGCUUGGGUGCUUCGUCGCUUUACAAGGCAAGAUGCAGAUUCAAUUGGAAUCAAGAAAGUUCGUGGAAAGCUAGAAGAAAGGUCUUGCAAAAUGAAGUAGUCUAUUGGGAAAAAAUUGAUAUCAGAGAUCUAGUUGGUAAAGGAAAGUCUAUUAAGGCAAUUCACAAAUUAGCUAUCAAUGGAGUUGGGAAUAACAACUCAAAUAUUCUUUUGCUUCAAACAAGCAAUGAGCUCACAAGAUAGGAGAGAGACUCAACUACAUUGUAUUUUUCAAACUAAUCACAUUUUUGUCACAAGACAUUAUUUUGUCAUAAAUUGUGACAAUAUAGUAUUUGUCCUAGAAUUGCCUUCUAAUCAUUAAUAUAAUUCAUUCUUUAAGUACAAAUUAAAUUUGUAUGUUAUCACAA
This is a messenger RNA of Lycium barbarum (goji berry), 939 nucleotides long. RefSeq lists its product as uncharacterized. The record is from RefSeq and is a predicted model, not a curated record. Bases 1 to 522 code for a protein of 173 amino acids. The transcript is spliced from 6 exons. Lineage: Eukaryota; Viridiplantae; Streptophyta; Magnoliopsida; Solanales; Solanaceae.